Solanum pennellii is the source of this 1879-nucleotide messenger RNA. RefSeq lists its product as uncharacterized. The transcript has 2 exons. The record is from RefSeq and is a predicted model, not a curated record. The coding region runs from base 180 to 1652 and encodes 490 amino acids. Lineage: Eukaryota; Viridiplantae; Streptophyta; Magnoliopsida; Solanales; Solanaceae. Gene Ontology annotation, biological process: defense response.
AUCCUCCAUAUGCGUAUAUACUACGAUCUUCUAAUAAUUACCUCCUUCUCUAACCCCCAAUUUCAUUCGGGGUCUCUAGCGAAUUGACCCCGAACUUUUUCAUCGCGUCCGAGAAAGAGGACGACGAGCAAAACUUUUUCAUUUCACCACCACGAUCACGAUAAUAACAUUGUGAAAUAAUGCCACCGAUUUCCAAGAACAUGGGAACGUCUUUGAAACCGUUCCAGCUCUUGGAAAUAAACAUCAUUUCCGCGCAGGACUUGGAACCCAUGUCAAAGAAAUUGAAGACCUACGCGGCCGCAUGGGUCCAUCCUACGCGGAAACUUGCCACGGGUGUUGACGUGGACGGUGGCCAUAACCCCACGUGGAAUGACAAGUUUGUUUUUCGUGUGGACGAAGAAUUUCUCCGUCAUGAGAAUUCCGCCGUCCACAUCGAGAUUUACUCCGUCCAUUGGUUCCGUGACUCUCUCGUCGGAACGGUUCGUGUCCUUGUCGGAAACCUAAUCCCUCCGAUUCGUACUCACCUCCGUACUCACCAUCAUGGAAUGCGUUUUGUCGCACUUCAGAUUCGUCGUCCAUCAGGGCGUCCUCAAGGUAUAUUGAAUAUUGGUGUAUCUUUACUCGAUAGCUCGAUGAGGAGUAUGCCAUUAUAUAGACAAAUGAGCACGUCAGCAGUUGCAUAUCGCGAUUUGAUGGAAGAUCGAAACACACACCAUACACACAACAAUGAGAUCAAGCAGAACAACGAUAGUAAUGUUGAUGUUCCAAAACCUAUAUUACGUCGAAUAAAGAGUGAACGUAGCGAACGUAUCGCGUUGGAUGAUAUUUCCAUAGGUAAUAAUAGUUCAAUAGUUGCAAUUCCUUCAAAAACAAAAGGUAUAGAUCAUGAAAAAGAGAGUUCAAUAAUUAGUAUUUCAUUUGAACCUCCAAUUCAUAUGAUGAAAAAAAAGGGAAAAGCAAGUUCUGUUAUAAAUGGAGCUGAGCUAAUAAAUGAGAAAUCAAAAUUAGAAAAUAAAAAAAUUAAGACAAGUUCUGUUUUAAGUGAUUCAAUUGUAAGCAAAGGGUCAUCAAUUUAUGAUAAGCCCAAUCAUGAAAAGCCCAAUCCCAAGCCCAAACUCAAACUUAUUGAAUUGGAAAUGGGGACCAAAUAUGAGCCCAUAAAUGAAAAAGGGCCUUGUUAUGACCCACCAACAACUAAAGAAAUUGAUGAACAGUCUAUUACAAAGUCCACUAUGAAGAUUUAUGGAAAUGAGUUUGGAGGCCCAAAAGGCCCAUUAACUGAAUCAGAAAUUGGGCCUUCAGCAUCUAUAGUGGCUGCUGCUUUAGUUGAAAGAGGAUAUCUAAUGGAUGACAAGAGGAGCUCAGUGUUGGAUGGUUGGAGCAUCGACGAGAGCACCGAGGGGCUCAGGUCGAAGCUCGAGAGGUGGAGGAACGAGAUCCCUCCGGUACAAAACGGAGGGACAGGUUCAAGUAGCUAUCGUUCGACCGGACAUCACCCUAGAAGGCGUUCGAGUGGAGGGAGUAGCUUGUUUUCUUGCUUUGGUAAUAUUUGUGGCUAUGAAUGUCAAUGUAUGUGUGGGAAGCCCAAAAAGAAAAGUGUUAGUAACAAAAAGUAUAGAAGCCCAUCAACUGCUAGCAGAUCAUGGUUUUGAAAGCCCAAGCCCAAUUAGAUUUGUAAGGCCCAAUUGCAAGAAGAAGAAUAUUGAGGAAUUAGGGGGUCUUUUUGUUUAGGUCUCUCUUUUCAUUAUUAUUUUUUAUUUACAAUAUUGUAAUUACUAUUCUAUCUGAUUAUUUUUUUUAGUUCUCAAAACUAUGUGCAUUGUUAUCAAUUUGUAAUUGGUAAUAUGUCUUUUCUUGGAAAAAGAGAAGUUCAUUUAAA